CGAGGAGGAAAGAGCUGCGAUGUCUUCUCGACCGGUGUCGUGAUCUCUUGCUCGAACUGGGAAAGGUUCUGCAUCGAGAAUCUGUACCUACGAGUAUGAAGGAGAACCUCGAGGCUGUCGCGAGGGCAGUGAAGAUGGCGGGAGAUGUCGCCCUCUUCGUGCGGCGACAAGGCUUCUGGUGGUGCUUGGUUCACUCCGGCGACAUCGAUCGCAGUAUCAUUGCUGUGAAAACGGCUAUCGAUGAUGCUUUCACUGAAUUCAAUAUCGUUGCCCAUGCAGAUAACGCAGAAUUCCAGGCACGAGUGGAGAACGCACGACGACAGGAUCAUGCCGAUAUCUCGCAAACAUUACAAGAUAUCGGUGGUCAGAAUCGUCGGGUAGAGCGGUUGCUGGUAGGGCUAGCUCAGCAAUUGACCGUCCAGAGUCCCAUCGAGGCCACGACAACAAUAGCUGUGGACGUUUCACACUCCAACCCUGUCAACAUACCUCUUACCAUCAACCCUCAAAGUACCGCGAGAGCGAAUGUCAGACUACCUCCGCGUCGGAGGUCUGGCUUACGGCAGGCGGCAUACGUCCCGUCAUGGACCGUUCCACCUCGUGUAUUGCUGGUCGAGGACGACCCUUUGUGCAGGAUGUUAUCCAGUAAGAUCCUCACCAUCUUCGGAUGUACAAUUCAUGUGGCAGUGGACGGGUUGGCGGCGGUCGUCAAGAUGAAUUUCGAAAAGUACGACUUGGUUUUGAUGGACAUCAUGCUGCCAAAACGAGACGGUAUAUCGGCAACGGUGUUAAUCAGGGAGUUCGAUAAUCUCACGCCUAUCAUCUCGAUGACGAGCAACAUGAAGCCGAACGACGUUAUGACUUAUAUUCGCUCUGGCAUGAACGAUGUUCUUCCGAAGCCGUUCACAAAGGAAGGACUGAGGGGUGUUCUCGAGAAAUAUCUUUCGGCAGCACAAUUGGCCACGAGCUCAUCUACUGGGACUAUGCUUCCCGACUCGUCAAUAAGGCUACCGCAAUCACACUCUGCAACCACUCGGCCGAAUGUGACAAGGUUCAAAUCAUACCCUACUUGUGCGUCGCGGACCAUCAGCGUCAUUGGAUGAUUUUGUAGACGCGUGUGGGGCCCGGGGAAUCUGUCUCAUGGGAACACAUAGUAUCGGUAUUGCAGAACUUAGUGGAUUCAGCUUCUCUGGAUACUGGCUUGUGGCCAAAAAUGAGGAUAUGUUAUCACUUCGAAGCUCAUCUGCGCGUCCCUCCGAGUUCUCUGUUUGAUGCGUAUAAUCUUCUUUUUUCUGUUUCUUAGGGCUUUAGGGGUUCUCGACCCAUUCAUCCAUUUCUAGGAUAUGCCAUUCUGGUAUGCUUUUCCUUGUAUACGUUUUACUUUUCGUGGCCCAACACUGUCCCACAGCGGGAUCUCUGUUUUUGGACCAGUUGUCUCUGCUUGAUCCCCUUCUCAUUAUUCGUGAGACUGGGCCUCCUUGCUUGGACUGCUCUGACAUGGGUGCUCUUCCGUACCCCGCGGAGUGUACGCGUGAUGAC
Molecule: messenger RNA, 1536 nt
Organism: Stereum hirsutum FP-91666 SS1
Lineage: Eukaryota; Fungi; Basidiomycota; Agaricomycetes; Russulales; Stereaceae
Product: CheY-like protein
Exons: 9
Coding region: 96-1100 (334 amino acids)
Biological process (GO): phosphorelay signal transduction system
Source: RefSeq, a predicted model, not a curated record